AUGACGCACAAAAUGAGCUCCUGUGCGGAAAUUGAAAAGUUGUUCCGUUCAUCUCCAUGGAAACGCGUCAUUUGGACAAAAACCCAGUGGGGGAGGUUUACUCCACAGCAUCCUGCAUCUGCCUUCAUCUUUCACAUCGAUCCGUCUAAAGACAUUGUACCUCAAAACUGGGAGCGACAGGCCGUUGAAAACCUCGGUAGCGCUGAAUAUGUUUGGGGUGCGAAGGAAACGACUAGAUUUGGAACAUCAGAAUCAGGAUCAAAGAUGGGGAGAGAAGGUAGAUACAGAGGUGAAACGAGACAUUCCUGGCAUGCAGACUUUUUCGACGCUAAUGCAGUCCAUGUCAGCUGCAAGGAAGGCCUCAAAGUCGCCCCCCUGCAGCUCUGGGAAAAGUGCUUCGUCUGAGCCAGGGGGCCCAUGGAAUAAAGGCUCACUGUCCUGCCUUCAAGCUAUCUCCAGUGGAACCCAGAGCAUGACUGCAGAGCUGGCACAGAGCAAAGACCCAGCAUCCAGAUGCAAUAAAGUACACCCUGCACGGUAUCACAACAAGCACAGGUGUGAGCAUGUGAGAGACAGAGUAUUAAACGGAUCCACCCAUGGGGAAGCAAACAAGCAAACACAAAGCCAAGACAUCCUGAAGCGCAAGAACAAGAUGAAACACCUUUUCAGCAAAACAAACAUCGAGGAGAUCAUAGACUCUGAGCGUCUCUCCAGUGCUGAGACUCUGGGCAACUUCCUGGGAGGUACCACCACUGUCCCACAUCUUUCCACAUUUGAUAUACUGUCCAGUGAAACUGAAGAGGAGGAGGGAGAUGAUGGCGUAUCAGCCUCCUGGCAGGACACAUACAGAGAGAGUGAUUGGAUCCCCUUUCCGAGGACAGUUUCUCAGUCAAGCUCAGCCUCCACUACCCUCUCUCACAGCGCUCACAGCCUACAUAGCCUGCAGUCUUUCAGUUCACAGUUAAGCACAUCAACAACUUCAGGUGAAGCACCUGAUGGAUACAGUCUCACUCCUUUCCUGGAGCAACCUCCUGUGGCACCACCGCCACCUACCACUGACAGAGUCAGUAGGGGCUUAGUGGCUUUGUGGCAACAUCUCCCUAAACUUCAAAUCAGCUGGCGAACAUCACAGACAAGCCUGGCCUCUUCACCCAGGUCUAGCUUCUGUCAGAGGCACUCUACUCUGGUCAACAGGGAGGAGGACGCUGUUCAGAAAGGAACCAGUACCACUGACACAUUGCAGUCUUCGAAUGAGACCUGUGGUCCAAGUGCCUCCGGGCAGCUAGAUAAUAAGUUUGGUGAUAUCGAAGAGCCACACAUUCAAGAAUGUCAAGAAGCCCAGGGAGGAGCCACUGCUACUCAAAACGCCCAGUCUCUAAAAGACAGCAACAAGGAGAUUGUAUGCAGACCCAAACGCAGGUUAUUAUUUGAGUUAUCUAAUGAGGAGGAAGAGGACCAGUGUCGGAUCUGCCACAGCGGCGGUGGUUCACCAACCAACCCACUGCUAUCACCCUGCCUGUGCUCAGGAAGUAUGCAGUUCAUUCACCUCGACUGCCUGAAGAAAUGGAUCCAGACAAAAAUCCAGUCAGGGUCACGACUCCAUGUUGUCAAAAGAUGUGAACUUUGUAUGGGGGGGCUAACACUGGACCCGAAUACAUUUGACUUGGAUGAUUAUUACAGAAGACAUCACGAACAGCAACAGGUGGACAUGACUGAACUGUAUAAUCUCCAAGAAGUAGCUGAAGUGUUGAGCUUCAGGUCAUUGCUCUCCAGAUCUUUACUGCCAGCAAUGGUGACACCUUCCUGGCCAGUCCCCAGGAUUCGGAUAUGGGCAUUGUUUCCAUACCAAAUGAGGAUGAGACUCAGGAGAAUCAGAGAGAGGAACUCCUCACCAGAGACAACUGUCACUUGAUCUUCUUGGCUAAUGUGGAACUGAAUACAUGAGUAUUACAAUAAACCACCAUACAUCUAA
Siniperca chuatsi (mandarin fish) is the source of this 1972-nucleotide messenger RNA. RefSeq names its product probable E3 ubiquitin-protein ligase MARCHF10. Gene Ontology annotation, molecular function: zinc ion binding. NCBI's taxonomy places the organism in Eukaryota, Metazoa, Chordata, Actinopteri, Centrarchiformes, Sinipercidae. The record is from RefSeq and is a predicted model, not a curated record. The coding region runs from base 209 to 1912 and encodes 567 amino acids. The transcript has 9 exons.